Molecule: messenger RNA, 2705 nt
Organism: Ruditapes philippinarum (Manila clam)
Lineage: Eukaryota; Metazoa; Mollusca; Bivalvia; Venerida; Veneridae
Product: pre-mRNA-splicing factor ISY1 homolog
Exons: 11
Coding region: 104-946 (280 amino acids)
Biological process (GO): mRNA 3'-splice site recognition; generation of catalytic spliceosome for second transesterification step
Cellular component (GO): catalytic step 2 spliceosome; post-mRNA release spliceosomal complex; Prp19 complex
Source: RefSeq, a predicted model, not a curated record
GAAUUGAAAGAACAAGCGUCGGCGUGACUGUGACGAUAAAGAGAAACGUAGAAUUUAUUUUUUAAUUUCUUUGUGAGAAAAACAAAGUUUAUACUUUUCAGACAUGGCAAGAAAUAGUGAAAAGGCAAUGACUGCCUUGGCACGAUGGAGGGCUGCUCAUUUGGAUGACAAGAAAGAAGUGGAGCGGCGUCCAUAUUUGGCAACUGAAUGUGAUGAUGUGAAGAAGGCGGAGAAAUUCCGCCGUCAAAUUAUUGGAGAAAUCUCAAAGAAGGUUGCACAGAUACAGAAUGCUGGUUUGGGAGAGUUUAAAUUACGAGACAUAAAUGAUGAAAUCAACAAACUAUUACGAGAGAAGGGACAUUGGGAGGACAGAAUAAAGGAACUGGAUGGACCAGACUACAGGAAAAUUGGACCAAAAAUGUUAGACCAUGAAGGAAAAGAAGUCCCAGGGAAUAGAGGCUAUAAAUAUUUUGGGGCAGCAAAAGAUCUGCCUGGUGUUAGAGAAUUGUUUGAACAAGAACCUCCCCCACCACCUAGAAAGACACGAGGAGAGUUGAUGAAGGAUAUAGAUGCUGAUUAUUAUGGUUACAGAGAUGAAGAUGAUGGUGUUAUUAUACCUCUAGAAAAAGAAGCAGAAAAGAAAGCAAUAGCAGAGAAGGUACGAGCAUGGAAAGAGAAACAAGAACAGAUUGCUAGAGGAGAAAAAACUGAAGAUUCUGAGGAAACUUCAGAAGUACCAAGAUUGUUUGAGAGAGAAGAAGAAGAUAUGGAUGCUGAUGUUGAAGAACCGAGCACUGCAGAGGAAUCCGACAUGACACAUUUUAUUGCACAUGUUGAUGUACCAUCACAAAAACAGAUAGAAGAAGCUUUACUGGAACGAAAAAAGAUUGGAAUUACUUCAAAAAAUAUGCCAGUGAUGAUCUGCAAGCUGAGGAGGGUGAAGUGAAGCAAAUGUUAGGGGUUAUGAUAAAUUUUGCAGAAAUUUAGAAUGUCUUAAAAGUUUGAUUAAACACAAAGUGAUAAACUUGGCUCAGUGAAAGGCAAAUGUUAGGGUGAUGAUAAAUUUUGCAGAAAAUUUAGAAUGUCUUAAAGUUUGAUUAAACACAAAGUGAUAAACUUGGCUCAGUGAAAGGCAAAUGUUAGGGUGAUGAUAAAUUUUGCAGAAAUACAAAGUGACUUAACAUUUGAUAAAAUGCAAAGUGAUAAAACAUUGGCUCAAUUGCAAGGAAAAAAACACAAGCCUGAGCUUGGAAAUUGAAUUCUACUAUUGAUGUAAUGAUGUUUAAAAGUCAGAGUCAUGAUAUGAUGGGACAUAUAAAAAGACGUGAGAGAUUUUGGAAAUCAGCUCUAUUCAAAAGGCAGGUACAGGGUUAGAUGCUGAUGUAUCUAUAAAUAAUGUUCAAGAAUGUGAUGCUGUGAAUUUAUUUUGCAAUCAGGUGUAUGAUCAUUCACAUACCGGUAAUCAUCAGAGAUCUAGCUGUUCACACUGAUUCUCAAAGAAAUUUUAUUAAUUUGAUAAAUUUUUAUUUUUUCUAGCUUGACUUUUGAAAGAAUUAUAGUCUAUUUUUGUGGUGUGUGCAUUGUAACUGAGUUAAAUCCCUUUAAUAUCCUAAAAAUUAUUUUUCAACAGCCACAAAAGAUAUUCAUUUAAAAAGUGCAAUAGCUGCAGGUCACUAGCCAAUACCUGUAACAUUAGCAUGAGUUUUGAUGAAUUAUUGCCAAUUGUAAACCAAGAACAUAAUUACAUGGCUCAUGUUUUACUAUCAGGCACUGAAGAAAGUUGAUCAGAAUGUUUUGUGACAGUUUCCCCUUAGCAUUGAAGUGGCACUAGCAUUUAAGUGGCACUGUCAUCAUAACACUGACGACAAAAUAUUUACAUGCAAUGUGGUGUCUCUAAAACUACUGAAGAAAUUGGUUGAGACUUCACAAACUUUUUCAAUGUAGUUAUUCAACAUGAGGGGCGUCUGUGGCCUAGUGGUUAAGGUCGUUAACUUCAAACCAUUUGCCCCUCGCCACUGUGGGUUCGAAUCUUGACAGGGACAUCUUUCAUGUGAGGAAGCUAUCCAGCUAGCUUACGGAUUGCGGUGGUUCUUCUCAGGUGCCCGUUCGUGUCUGAAAUAAUGCGCAGAAGGUCUUCUUCCACCAGUAAAGCUGGAACGUUGCCAAAUGACCUAUACUGUGUCGGUGUGACGUAAAACCCAAUCAAACAAACAAACAAUUCAACAUGAUGGGCACAGGUAUUGCAACUCUGAGUUACAUUUUACAGAUUUAUGCCCCUUUUCUUAUUAUCAAGCACUGAGAAUAGUCGAGCGUGCUCAGUCUUAUGGACAGCUCCCUGUUCAUAGAAGUGUUUUUUUCUUCUUUACAAAGAAGUUGGACGUAUGUGUCUUAAUUGUUUCUUAUUGUUAUUGUGAAUGUGUCUUAUUACAAGCAGGAAGUUAAAGUGGAAUUGACUUGGCAGCUAAUUGUAAAGGUUGAAUGUUAGAAGCGACAUAUACUUUAUAAUAGGUCCUAUUCUUUACUUUCUGUUUCUGUAGAACUUUUGUCAGUAUGGAUAUUGAAUAAGGAAAAUGUCUUUUUUUCUUUAUGCCUCAGUAUGGAAUAAAUUUUUAGAAAGAGCAAACAGGAACUUUAUAACAUAUAUAUAAUGGUUUAAAGUCAUGUUAGAUGCUUUCAACUUGAAGAAAUAGAGCUGAAUCAUAAAA